CAUUUUUGAUCAAACCAUCUCUCGCCAAAGCCAAUUUCUUCCAGCGUCCACCAUGAGCUUCUUCACUCAGAUCACAGAUGCCCUGAACUUGUGCUCUGGGGAGGGUGACGUUGUGCGAAAGGUUCGUACGACUGCAGACCCACCUAUGGCACCUGAGGAUGCCCUGGAGCUGUUGAAGGAGGGCAACAGUCGAUUCGUGGCAGGACGACCCUUGGGUUCCAAGACUCAAAACGUCCAACGGCACCAAUUGGUGGAUGAAGGCCAGGCACCCCACACCGCCAUCAUCGGUUGCGCCGAUUCGCGCGCGCCCCUCGAGACUAUCUUUGAUGCUAUGCCAGGUGACAUCUUUGUGCUGCGCAAUGCCGGCAACACUUGUACCCACGCAGAGGGUAGCAUGAUUGGUUCGCUGGAAUUCUGCACCGGCAAGCUGGGGAGCCGCCUGAUUUUGGUGCUGGGCCAUACCAAAUGCGGAGCCAUCUACGGCGCAACCAAGACCUUCUUGGAUGCCCAGCAGGCACAGGAGCAGCCGAAAAAGGCCGGCUCUGCUUUGGAGGGUCUGCUGAAAGACCUUGGCACUGUGGCCCAACAAGCAGCAGAAGAGAAAGGACCUGGUGCAAGCUCGGAUGAAGUGGCAGCACAUGCCGUCAAGGUGAACGUCUUCCACAGCAUGAAUUUCUUGUUGAAGUUUAGUGACAGCAUCCGAGAGGCUGUCAAGUCUGGACAGGUGCAGCUCCAGGGUGGGAUCUACCAUCUGGAGACGGGAAAGGUUGAAUUCCUUGGAAAGUCUCCUGCCCAAAGAGAACUGCUCGACAGUACCACAUCCAUUCCUCCUUCCAUGACUGCCAUGGUGAAAGAAAGUCGUGGACUCCAUGGUGUGCGCACCGCUGCUGACGAGCGCGUUCCAUCGGAUGCGGCUUUGAAGAUGUUGAAGGCCGGCAACGAGCGUUUCGCCACCGGUGCGGUGACGGCCGGCACCACCUCCAGCGAGAUGAGGAAGGCCCUGGUGAAGUACAACCAAGCGCCUCACAGUGCCAUCAUCGGAUGCGCCGAUUCACGUGUCCCGGUGGACACCGUCUUCGAUGCCACGCCCGGAGAGUUGUUUGUGUUGAGAAACGCGGGCAACACUUGUACCCACGCAGAGGGUAGCAUGGUUGGUUCGCUGGAAUUCUGCACCGGCAAGCUGGGGAGCCGCCUGAUUUUGGUGCUGGGCCACACCCAGUGCGGUGCCAUUGCUGGUGCGACUGCGACCCACCAAGCUGGUGGCGAGGUGAAGGCCCCGGCCUGUGCGCUGGAAGGCCUGCUACAGGGCCUGGCCAAUGUGGCCAAGGAAGCGAGUGAGGACUUGGGCCCAGGAGUGUCCCAAGAGAAGUUGGUGAGCCAUGCCGUGAAGGUGAACGUCUUCAACAGCAUGAAUUUCCUGUUGCAGUUUAGCGAACCCCUUCGUGAGUUGGUGCGCAAGGGUGAGCUGGACAUCCAGGGUGGCAUCUACCACCUGGAGACCGGUCGAGUGGAGUUUCUGGGUCGUUCUCCCCGACAAGACGAGCUGCUUUCCUCCAAGGUGACCCUUCCACCCUCCAUGGCCAUCGGUGCAUUCCGCACCACUGAGGAUGGAAUCUUGGAACCCAAGGUGGCUUUGAAGAUGCUGAAGGAUGGCAAUCAGCGUUUCGUCUCCGGUGUCCCAGUUCUUGGAAAGGUUGACCGCCACGUGCGCGAAGCACUGGCCACGAAGGGCCAGGCGCCCCAUACCGCUGUGGUGGGCUGUGCCGAUUCGCGUGUGCCACUGGAAACGGUCUUUGAUGCCUUGCCAGGAGACCUUUUUUGUCUUCGCAAUGCUGGCAACACCUGUACUCAUGCUGAAGGCUCCAUCCUUGGCAGCUUGGAAUUCUGCACUGGGGCUCUGAACACUCGGCUGAUCUUUGUCUUGGGCCACACCGCCUGCGGAGCUCUCAAGGGAGCGACUGCGGCUUACCUUUCGCAGGGAGAGAAGAAAGCCAAUCACGCCCUGGACGUGUUGCUGAACGAGUUGGGCACCGUGGUGUCUGAGGCUCAGAGUCAAUGUGGCAAGAAGGCCACCGCCGAUGAGAUCGCCAACAAGGCCAUCAGGCUGAACGUCUUCCACACCAUGAAUUUCAUGUUGAAGCACUGCGAAGCCAUCCGCGAGAAGGUGCGCAGUGGCCACUUGGAGAUCCAGGGCGGCAUCUACGAUUUGAGCACUGGGAAGGUGGAGUUCCUGGGACGAAGUCCACAGGAGGCGAAGUUGGUCAAGGGCAGCGGCAGCGUGGCACCCUCUCUGAAGCAGAAGAUUGGUGGGUAUGCUGGCUGCCGUGGCUAUAUGCUGUCACCGAGCUUUCUCCACCGGCUGAAGACUCUCUUGCCGACCUUGCAGGUUCAGCCGAGCGAUCAGCUGUUGGCUCGUCUUCACCGCCUUGCCAUGGAUCACAGUCAACGUCCGGUCGCAUGUGCUCAGAUGGUGACAGGUUCAUCCAUCCACCAAAGUGCACCAUGUCCUUCAACUUCGUUGCAUCCCGGCAGGUGCCACUCUGGAGUCAAGGUGGUUGUCAUCACCCUGGCACAUCGUGGAGACCGGCGUGUCGAUCCAUUGGUCGGUGGACCAUCAGCUCUCAAAGCGAUGCGAGAAGCAGGCUUUGAUGUGGAAGUGUUGAGAGCGUCUUGCUAUUGCGAGCGAGAUGCUGUGGAUCAGUACGGCCGAUUGCCCUGUUUCUUCGAUCACAAGCACUGGGGUUACUUCCAACGUUAUGAAGGGGCCGCCAGAGCCUUGGACUCGGAGGAGGAAGAAGACUUGCUGGAGUAUUUGAACGACAACUACGAGCAUGGGGCAGAACGCUUGGCUGAUCCAGAAGAUGGAGAUCUGGCAGGUUAUCUACGAGAUACCAACUGGCCAGGUGCCACGAGCUGUGCCAUGAGUCACAUCCGGGGCCUCAUCAAAGCUGCUUUGGAGGGAUAUGAGUUUGCCCUGGUCUUUGAAGAUGAUGCCGUGAUCCCUACAUCUGUUGCAACAACAAGGGGAUGGUGUGAAGCGUGCGAAGGGCAACUUUGCUUUUGUCCCAGUGCCUGGGCAUUUUGCGUCCAAGAGGCUGUGGAUUUGAUGAGACGCGCGCCUCAGCUGGAUUUGCUCUAUUUGGGUGUAGGGGAGGCGUUUGAGCCUCCUGGACCGCACGGGGGGAUACUGGCAGAGGAAAGCGAUGACGAUCUUGGAGGUGUCACGGAGAUGGGCUACACUUGGUGCGCGGAGGCAAUCCUCUAUGCAAGAUCUGCCUUGGAGGAUGUCCUUGCCUUGAAAUUGCACGAACGCAUAUGGGCACAGGACGAAACAAUUCCUCACUUGUACAGUCAGAAGCCGUGGAAUCCUCGUUUCAUGGAGUCUCUGAAAAGCGUUGGCUUCAAACGGCGUUGGUUGGCUGGAGCGCCUGCAGAUGACGUAGAAGAGGGUUGGAUCCAGCAGUUGGAGUUCUUCAAGGAGGAGUUGAACAGCACACAGCUAGCCUCCGCGUGGCGCUCGUCCAAUUCCUCGGAGCACGGGGGCAUGGGUCAGAUAUGCUCUGUGAGCCUUGGAGAGAAGGUUCAGGUUGCUAGUGACACACCUCAAAAACCUGCGCGUCCAAGCGCAGUGCUCCGUCUGAAGCAGCUGCACGAGGCUUGCCGCAACAGCGACCUUGUUUCCAUCAAGAAGAGCAUCCAGGAGGGUGCCUCCAUCAAUGCCUUUGACGAGUCUGGCUGGACUGCUCUACAUUACAGUGCCUAUGCAGGAUCUGCUGAGGCAACGCGUCUUCUGCUGGAAAGUCAAGGGGACUGCAAUGCAGUGUUGCCGGACCUCUCGACUCCGCUGAUGCUUGCUGUUGACGAGGCCCAUCUGUCUGUGGCAAAGUUGCUCCUACAGUAUGGCGCCUUGUCCAAGUGCAAGGACGAGGAUGGAUUUACUGCGUUGGCACGGUGUGAUCCGAGUGUAAAGGAAGAGUUCAGGAUAUUGAUAUCGGGCAGUGGAUCCGAGUCUUGA
This is a messenger RNA of Cladocopium goreaui, 4015 nucleotides long. NCBI's taxonomy places the organism in Eukaryota, Dinophyceae, Suessiales, Symbiodiniaceae. The record is from the annotation of a GenBank genome assembly.